GAAGUCGCGGCGAGGGUUCGGCUUUAUUUACUUGUUGUUUCUUUGUUUUUCCCGUCGUAUUUUCCACUCGACUCUUCGGGGGCCGUUUUCCAGAAGUGGCGGUUCCCGGGAAGCUGCUCCUAAGGCCGUCCCGGCGGGACCGCCACAGUGUGGUGUGGCCCCCGCCCGUGUGGGCUGCGGGCCCCGCCUGGGGAGACUGCGGGGACAGCCGGCGGGGCUGCCUGUCCUGGGGCUGCUGCGUCCCGAGAGCGGGGAAAUGCCCUGGAGCUGCUGUGUCCCGAGAGCCGGGAAAUGCCGGCAGUGCCGGCGGGGCUGGCUGUCCGGGAGCUGCAGUGUCCCGAGAGCCGGGAAAUGCCCUGGAGCUGCUGUGUCCCCAGUGCCAGCGGGGCUGCCUGUCCGGGAGCUGCAGUGUCCCCAGUGCGGAAUUAGCGCCGACCCCGCGGGGUCCUGCCUGCAGGACAGCAGCGUGCGCCGCUUUCAGCUCGGGUGUUCGGCCGGGCUUUGGCUCUUUGUUUCGGGAGCGGAAGGCAUGAGGUGUGGUCCUGGAAAACAGCCAGCAAGGAAUCCCUGUGUCUCAUGUGGCAAAAAGUGAAAGUGCAGCUAAUGUUAAGCAUGUCCUUCCUCGCUGCUCUUUUCUGGUAUUGCAGAAGGCUAUACAGCUUUUUAGCACAGCUGCUAAAACGGUGGAGCAACUACCUUCAGAGGCAACUCAUAAGGAAUCUCAGUGUGCUGCCAGAAGUGGAUCUACUUGGUUAUAGUGCAAGAGAAUGGAAAGGAGAAACAAAGCAGGCCAAACAGAUGAGGGAGGCAUAUGAAGAAUUGUUUAGGAGCUGUCAUAUCAAAUACCUGAGACAAGUCAGGAGGGACAACUAUAGUGUAGUAAGAGCGGUGCUUUUUCAGAUAUUCAGCCAAGGCAUUCCUUUUCCUUCGUGGAUGAAGGAAAGGGAUAUAUUGAAGCUCCCUGAAAAGCUUUUGUAUUCUCAAGGUUGUAACUGGAUUCAGCAAUACAGUUUUGGGCCAGAAAGAUACACAGGUCCUAACGCCUUUGGGAAGUUACGCAAAUGUAUGGAGGCGUUAAAGACAAAUUGGGCUGAAAUAAGUGCUACAAGAGAUUAUGAAGAAAGAGGAAGCAUGUGUAAUACACUGUUUUCUGAUGAAAGCAAGGAAUACAAACUAUAUGAGGCCAUAAAAUUCAUCAUGCUCUAUGAAGUUGUGGAAGCCUAUGAGCAGAUAAAGAGCAGGGAUGAACCUGUACACAACCUUUUUAGCCUCCUCUUUGCUCGUGACUCUUCGUCUGACCCUCUGAGUUUCAUGAUGAAUCAUCUGAACUCAAUAGGUGACUCUACUUGCCUGGACCAGGUUGAACUGUUUCUCCUUGGAUACUUACUUGAAGUAAAGAUACGAGUUUACAGACUGCAUAGGUUUAAUACUGAGGAAUUUCAAGUGAACUAUCCGGAUCAAUACCGAAGGGAAUGGAAUGAGAUUUCUCUCCUGACUGAGGAUGACCACUACUAUCACAUCCCCCUAUCCAGAACGUGAAGGGCCAGGGACUUUUUUUUCCCCUUUGUAUAGUAAUAGUGAGUGACCAAUUCCAGUGAAUUAGGUUUCUAAUCAGCAGCAGUAAAAUCUUGAGAAUGCUCAAUAGUGAUUACAAAUGAUUUAUGGGCUUA
Molecule: messenger RNA, 1670 nt
Organism: Prinia subflava (tawny-flanked prinia)
Lineage: Eukaryota; Metazoa; Chordata; Aves; Passeriformes; Cisticolidae
Gene: OTULINL
Product: OTU deubiquitinase with linear linkage specificity like
Exons: 8
Coding region: 577-1539 (320 amino acids)
Source: RefSeq, a predicted model, not a curated record